Messenger RNA from Mugil cephalus (flathead mullet), 567 nucleotides. RefSeq names its product glutamine amidotransferase-like class 1 domain-containing protein 3, mitochondrial. The record is from RefSeq and is a predicted model, not a curated record. The transcript has 3 exons. NCBI's taxonomy places the organism in Eukaryota, Metazoa, Chordata, Actinopteri, Mugiliformes, Mugilidae. Bases 1 to 501 code for a protein of 166 amino acids.
AUGUUUGCUCCAAACACAGAUCAGAUGCAUGUUGUGAACCACUGCGAGCUCAAACCUAUGGAGCAGAAGAGAAACAUCCUGCAGGAAAGCGCCCGCAUCGCCAGGGGUAACGUGGCUGAUCUGGACAAGCUGGAUGUGUCAGCCUUUGAUGCUGUCAUCAUCCCAGGGGCCUUCGGUGUGGCCAAGAACCUGAGUGACUGGGUCGUGAAGAAUAAGGACUGCACCGUCCAGCCACAGCUGGAGAAGGUCAUCAAGGAUUUCCACAAAGCUGGAAAGCCUCUGGGCAUGUGCUGCAUCUCCCCCGUCCUGGCUGCCAAAAUCCUGCCCGGCUGUGAGGUCACCGUGGGGCAGGACAAAGAGUGUGAUCAGUGCGUCCUUCAUGACACAGCAGGUGUCAUGAAGGAGAUGGGCUGCAAGCAUGUGAACAAAGAAGUGGGUGAAGCUCACGUUGAUGUCAAAAACAAGCUGGUCCCCACCUGUGCCUUCAUGUGCCUUUCAUAAAGUGUUUGAUGGAGCAGGUGCCAUGGUUACAGAGACUCUGAAACUGGCCUAAUCACUGGUACACUU